Messenger RNA from Plodia interpunctella (Indianmeal moth), 8582 nucleotides. RefSeq lists its product as uncharacterized. Gene Ontology annotation, biological process: neuronal signal transduction. Gene Ontology annotation, cellular component: rough endoplasmic reticulum membrane. NCBI's taxonomy places the organism in Eukaryota, Metazoa, Arthropoda, Insecta, Lepidoptera, Pyralidae. The record is from RefSeq and is a predicted model, not a curated record. The transcript has 13 exons. Bases 168 to 2012 code for a protein of 614 amino acids.
AAAAAGCUCGCCGAUAUUUCUCGUCUCCCUCGUAAAUUCUCAAUAGGCUGAUUGACAACAAAAGGCUCUUGCAUUUUGAGAAACAUUGUUGUUUCAUUAAAUGUUUCUUAAAUAAGUGUUCUGUGCGAAACGCCUGUAAUCGUGAUUUACAUCGUGGAGGAAAAAAUAUGAAGAGAAGAAAUGCCGAAACUGGCAAAAUGCGGCGCCCCCUAAAGCGCACCAAAAUCACUGAAGGAAUGUACGGAAACUCGAUGCUGUACCUGAAGUUUGUGAUGCUCUGGGCGACUGUAGUGAUGGCUGACUACAUGCUGGAGUUCAGAUUUGAGUUCCUCUGGCCCUUCUGGAUGAUGCUGAGAUCUGUAUAUGACUCAUAUAAAUUUCAAGGACUUGCCUUCUCAGUAUUCUUCAUCUGCAUCGCGCUAACGUCCGACAUGAUUUGCUUCUUCUUCAUACCACUACAGUAUAUAUUCUUCGCCGCGAGCACCUACGUUUGGGUGCAAUAUGUCUGGUACACAUUUGCAGACAAAGGCAUAUGCCUACCAACGGUAGCGAUAUGCUGCCUUGUCGUAUACGUAGAGGGCGCUUUGCGAGGCGAGCGUGCAAGUAGUCUAGAGCUUUAUCGGCCUCUCGCGGCCCACUGCGUGGGGUACCCCGCGGUCAGUCUGGGCUUCGGGGUCAAGUCGUAUGUGGGCCAUCGGCUGCGGCUGAGGAGGCAGCGGCAGGUCCGCGCCGAGAACGAGUUCUACUUCCAGCUCAUGAGGGACGCGAUACCCGAGAGUGCGCUGGAACAGAGCCCGCAGACCUCCGCGGCGGCGGAGGGCGAGGCGCUCGUGCGCAGGAAGUGCCGCGACGCCAACGGCGACGCCACACAUAAGUUAGAUAAAUGUGAGAAACAUUUGUCGGCGCAUGCGCGCGACAAGCCGGCGCUGGCCAACGGCAGCGCGCCCGGCGCCGACCACGAACACGGGAAAGUUGCAGGUGGUGCCAAAAACUCAAAGUGUGAUAAAAAAGAGGCUAGUACAUUAAGAGAAGAGAAGAAACGGAGUAAAAACAAGGACAAAGAUAAGGAUAAGGACAGCGAUAGUCAUAAGAGUACAGAACAAACAAAAGAACAUAUAGUUAAAGAAGUAGAAAGUACAAAAGAAAGUGUAAAAAGUAAGGAGUGUAAUGGAUACAAAGAUGAUAAGAAAGAAAGAGAGAGGGAAUUGAAGGAGCGAGAAAGAGAACGCGAGCGGGAACGCGAACAGCGAGAAGUUCGCGAAGCGCGCGAGUAUUCAGAGGAGUUGAAACGCGUUAAAGCGGAGUUAGCGGCUGCACUCGUGCGGGAGGCGGACGCGCGUCUAGCGCUCGCAGCCGCUGCAGCCGCUGAGCGGCAGCGCCGCGCCGACCACAACCACCUCAAGCAGGCGCACGCAGCGUUGCAGCACAAGAUGUCGGCGUGGCGCGGCGGCGAGCGCGCGCUGGAGCGCCGCCUGGGCGAGGAGCGCCGCGCGCGCAGCGCCGCCGAGCACCAGCUGCUGCGGCACGCGCACGCGCACGCGCACGCGCACAGCGGUGAAUGUGAUAAUGAGUGGUGCAGAAGUCGCCGCUCAGCGCUCGAGAGCGAGAGCUCAGCUCUGAGGAGAGAGUUGACUCGAGUCAGAGACUCACACCAGCAGCUGCAGCGGGAUCUGGACCACGCUCAGCACCAGAUGCGGUCGCUGGAGGCGCUGGCGGAGGAGUCGAGCCCCACGCGGCAGUCGCCGCUGCGGGCGCUGCAGGAGCGCGCGGCGCACCUGCAGCGCUCGCUGUCCGCGGAGACCCGCGUCAAGCUGGAUCUGCUGUCCGCGCUGGGCGACGCCAAGCGGCAGCUGCUCAUACAGGAAGGUGUAAUAUCGAACAAAGAGAAGGAGAUAUCAGAGCUGAAGGCGCAGCUGCUGGCCGUGAUGCCGGCGGAGCUGGUGUCGCUGCACGCGCCCCUCGACCCCAACGCGUCCGUGUACACGCCCAAGCAGCUCUGCUCCGACGCCUGAACUCGUCGCCCGACCUGUAUCGCGACUGGUGGAGCCAUUCGUAAGAUUUACACACAUUGCCGUUGUUGGAUUACUGUUUUGUUGGGAUAAUAAAUGUAUACGGACAAAUCGCACAUACUGAGUUCUCGAAAUUGUGUUUAGGGAUACAAAACGAUACUUUUUUUGUAACAGAAAAAUUAAUAGUACGAAAAUAACAUACGAAAACCAACUAAAUGAAAUUUGCUAGGAAAAAUCAAUAAUGUCUGAUUUAUCGCUAAACCCACCUCCUAAGGAAAUAAAUAAAGAAUUUUGCUUUUUUAAUGACAUGAGAAGUGGUUAAAGUACAAAAGUAUUGUUCGAUAUACAGUUCUUAGUUUUGGAAUAGUCAACUAAACCACAACAAAUUCACGAGACUCUAAUCAUGUCAAGUCUAUCUGUUUUUUUCAUUGAAGUUACUAAAUUCGAAGGAUUGAACGCUGGUAUCGAUACCGAACACUCAUUAUAUGACAUGAUAUUUAUAUCGAUACUACUCAAUAUCGAGUAAUGUUCAAAUAUAUAUAUAUAUAUAUAUAUAUUUCUACACAUUUUAUUGCAUGCCACAUGCAUUUUAACUAAAUUUAAAUAAUGAAAUAAAUCAUACAUAUUUUUAUUACGAUCAACUGGAUUUAUUAUCAACGCGAAUAAAUUGUACGAAAAAAUGACUUCUAAUAUAUUUUCUUUUAUUUAUCAAUCAACUAUAAAUUAUAUUUCAACAUAGCAUACAUGAAGUUUUAGAUAAUACUGGAGUCCACAACCUCUCUCUUUCAUCUGUUGUCCGACGUCUCUGUCUUUAGCGAGGUGAACGAGCGAGACCGCGCAAGAACGAGAGGUCCGACCUACAUAUGAAUGAGAUAGCAAUCCCAACUAAUAUUAUAAAUGCGAAAGCAAGUUUGUUACAUCUUCAUGCAUUAUCUACUGGACCGAUGGUUAUGAAAUUUGGUACACGGGUAGAAAGUAAUCUGUAAUAACACAUAGGGUACUUUUUAUCCCGAAAUUCCCACGGGAGCGAAGCCCCGGGGCGCAACUAGUAUAUAUAUAUACUUUGCGUCGUAACAUUUUAAGUCCGGGCAUCAGUAUUACCUAUAGCUUCAUAGUACAAUGAUACAGAUAUUACAAUAUUAUUUUCGCCCUAUCAUCUCGGGUUCUAAACAAUAUAUCGCGGUGAUAACUAUACAAGAUUUUAAUUUAGACCAUCCGCUAUACAACUGACAAAAUCGAGUCAAAUUCCAAUCCAGUACUUUUUACGUUGUGCGCGAACAAACAACCCACUUAUAGAUUUUUUAUAUGUAUAGAUGGCAAUCUUACGAAUGGCGCCUCCGUCUUAAUCCGCCGCCUACUGGUUUUUGUAUGGGCGUUAGUUUGAUCUCAUAUCGUAUAUUUUACCGAUUGGUGGCCCCCGGGCGGAUUGUUCUUAAUUUAUUUGUUACUUAUUAAUGUUAAAUUUUUGCGCUUUUGGGAAAAAAUAUAUCGCACUAGUAACAUUUUCUAUUGGUUGAAAAAUGGAUUAAUUUCUAGUCGCCAUAUUUUUUAAAGACGUCAGAGCAUCGUGAACUAACUUGUGUAUUUACUUGAAAAAUAACAAUUAUUAAUAUUAAGUAACAAGUUGCACGCGAAAUGUUUCUCUUUCGCCUAGUAACAAUUGGUCAGUGUGAAUAUUUAAUGUGUGAAAUGUAUGUAAAAAGUUAUAUCUGCGAUACAUGAUACUUUAACAUCGACAGAAUUAAAAAAAUACCAGUCAAAAAUAUCUACAUGCGGGAUUAUAAUUUUAUAGUGUUUUUUUUUCUCAUUUUCUCAGUGGCCAGUGUCAAAAUGUUCAAUCAAUAGAAGUGUGUAUAAUCUGUGCGUAAAUUUAGCGCGAGUAUUCAUUAUUGUGAAGCGCGAUCCCGAUGUUCAAUGUCCAUACAAACAUCGGUAGAACCAACAAAGAUAACGUUAGUUUUGUAACCGUGUACGUAACUUGACCGGGGCCCUGGGUGAGCGACUAAUGCGGCACGGCGACGCGUCGAUAUCAAAUGUGUCAGGAAACUCAUGUAAGUGCAGCGUUCCGUCGCUCACCUAGCACGCCGGGCGAGACAGAGCGUUUAUUUUUUCAUAAAUGAAAUAUUUGGAUUCACAUAUUGUACCUGUAAUUUGGUGACUAGUGAUUCUCAAGUACUAGUUGCGCCCGCAAGUCAAAUAGUGUAUGCUCAUAUUUUUGUAUAUCCGAUACGCAAAGCUUGGUGCGAGUUUUCGAUUGGAACUCGAUCGCGUUCGCGUGUCACUUCAUCACAUCACGUCCCAAUGUUGGCAGCGAAACGAAAUCGCCAUCAAGUUUUAAUCGUAAGCUCGCACGCUCAGAUAUUUUUCCACUGAAUGAUCUAUAGAUUGAUCUCGAACGCAUAAUGAUUGGGAGUGAUGUAGUUUGAGCUGCAGUCCCUUGUGUUCUUUUAAAUUUAUGUGAUAAACUGUACAAAAUAUAAGAUCUGAUUCGAGUCUUCUUCUUUAUAUAAAUUGUAGUUUAUUGACGUUUAGUCCAAUUUGUGAGUGGGUCUAAUGGUGUAGUCGCCUGUUUCUAUCGUUGAACUAAUUUUACUAAAGCGCGUAUCAUUUAAUAGUUCCAUUGUAAAACUUAAUAUGCGCCAGAAAGUUUUUAAUCCAGAUUCGUUAAUUUUUGAAAAUCCUCUCGAAGAAGCGUUACGGUAGAAGCGUGUGUAGAACCUUAGUUCUACACACGCUUCUACGCUCCCACUCAGCACUAAGACGUUCAUUGAAAAGUGAGCUUUGAGGCGUCCUCUGUAGAUAUACUUUUGAUUGGCAACAAAUUAGUUAUGUCAAUCUAAAGUAGUGCCUACAGAGUACAACUUAAAGGUCACUUCAAUGAACGUCAUGUGCCGGGUGAGCGGUGCGGUGGUAGAAAGGUGAUAUUAAUAGUGAUCGGUCGAUGUCUUGUGUCGAUCUGUGGGUCUUUUUGCCUGUGGUUCUAUCAAUCUGAUCAAAGAUCUUUUGGGCCUGUUUCACCGGUUGCUGAUAAAGUAUCUGAUAGCCUAUAUGUAACAUAUCUAACAGAUAGCGUUGAAAAUUGUAUCUCACAAAUGUUAGAUACGGCUAACUGGCCAAUCCCAAUCAUAACAGGCUGUUAAUCUAGCUGUUAAUUUAUCUGCCAGAUUACAAUAUGAUAUUUUAUCAGAAUGUGACGAAACAGAGUUGAGCAAGUAUGAAAUAGUUAAUUUAGAAUAUCAUUAGUUUUACUGUCAAUAUUACGGCAAAAGAACUAUUAGAUGAGACGCAUUCAUCUGUUUGAUGUUGUUACGCCAUGACACUAUUGGUUAGGCGCUGCGUAAAUGUGGAAUCCACUUUUAAUGUAGUUCUCCUUCAAAAAAUAUAUAUUUUAUAUAUUAGCAUUAUCGCAGAGAUUUUUUUAUUUUGUCAAGUUGUGUGUAUUCGCUAUAAUGGCGCCAUCUUUAGACUAUAUUCUUUUAUAGUAACAGUUAUGUGAAAUGGCGCAGCGCCGCGAUUGCUCAGAAUAUAAACGUGGAGUAAUUUUAUGGAUAUAACACUUCCAUCCUAGAUUGGACCCUCCUCGGGUGAUAGAUUUUAGCUGUUUUUAUUUAUUUAAGGCUAAAUAUCAGUUACUUCCAUAAUACUAAGUGUUAAAAAAUAUUUUUAAUACGCUUGUAAUAUUACAGCACUAAUGUAUUAAAAAUGAUGAUACACAACUUAUUUUAAUCCCGCCUAGUCAUAACUGUUAAUUUUUAUUCGGAACUAGCUGUUGGCCGCGGCUUCAACCGGAAAAAUAACUGUUGCCGUGGCAAAUUAACGAUUUGCCACGGCAACAGUUAUUUUUCCGGAAUGAAAGGUGCCCUGUGUCCUUCUUCAUACUUCAAACUACAUGUAUGCAAAAUUUCAAGAAGAUUGGUUGAGUAGAUAGAGCGUGAAGAGGUAACAAACAAACUUACUUUCGCAUUUAUAAUAUUAGGAUAACUGAAUGUGCAAAAGCCUAUUCUAUCUAGACAGAUAAAGCACAACAUUUGAGGUCUAAUAUUAAAAAAAAAAUGAGCAAUAUAAACUGUGUUCACUGAAACCGAGUAAAAUAUAAUCUGUUCAAAAGUUUAUUGAAAUAUAUUAAGUGUGUUAUAUUUGUAAAUAGAUAUGAAUGAUAUAAAAACCGAUCCACAAAAUUACUUCAAGUUUAUUGCAUAAAAAUCAGUCAUAUUUCUCAGUUAAUAAUGUGACGUUUUAAAUUAAAAUAAUAAUGAAACUCAUCCUAAAUGUCUUCUUGGAGGAUAAACCUAAACUGAAAUUAUUGUCCAUAAUGGUCCGUUAGCUUCCAUAUUUCUGGGCACUUUUGCAUUUACAUAGUACAAUGUUAAUUUAAAUUUUCAGACACAAAACUUAAUGAUGUGUUAGAAGUAAUGUUAACUAACGUGGAGACGUUACGGCGUCAUAGACAAACAUAUAGCUACAACGCCAACGAAUAUGUAUCUCUUUGACACUAUAAUGAUAAAAAGAGAUGUCGCCCGAAAUGGCUGGUCCAUAUUCAAAGUGCCCGGGCAUUAUUAAUAAUGUUAUAAUUAAUCACUUUGUCCAUAACAUAUACAUAUAUUCGUUCGAAUGAGAACCCUAAAUAUAGUCCACAAGAUUUCCUUUUUAAAUUUUUAACCACACCCAGUCAUGAACUGAGUAUGAUCAAAAAUUAAAUAAGGAGACGGAAAGUGAAUUUGUGGUAUGUAGCUAUGUGUAUGACUGUGGGUCGAUAGCGUUGAAACUAUUGGUUCUAUCUCGAGAGAUGUCCGUGACAAAUUCGACAUGGAUAAAACCUGAUGAUUACUUAAAAGGAUCGCUAAUUUUAUAUAUUGUAAAGAGUCCGCUCAAAAAAUAAAUUGCGUUAUGUCGUUAUAGCAGAGGGCUUUUAUUUUCUAGUAAGGUUUUUUUUUUCUUUGACUAAAUAAUCGUGAUAUCAAUACUAAACAAACAUAAAUUCUUCAUUUAACGUAAAUGAGCAUAAUAGAGAAAUUUUUGCAAUCAUCACUAAAUAAAAACUAUAUUCACAUUCAUAAGAGGGCAAAAAACAGUCCUAAGUUUUGAACUGCUGUUGAUGACAUAACGUAAUACAGAUGGCAAAAUGUGAAGUACAGAAUUUUGGAAAACGAAGUUUGUGAAGUGACGCACAUAAAAUCUAAAAUGCGACAAAGAUCUUUUGGCGCGUGCGAAACAUCAUAACUAAACAUUGUAACAAACUUAAUAAAGGUUAUGGGUUACAGGAACGCUCUCUCGUCUGUCAUCCAAGUGUCAAAUGUUAAUGCUCAAACACUUGCAAUCAGGCAUUGAGUUAGCUCACUUUUGGAAGACAUUAUUAUUUAUAUUUGAACUAUAUCUCGAAUGUACAGUAGGGGGCAGAUAAAUAUACUCCAUCGACAAGAACGAGUCUUAAUUUAUUAAUUGAUUAUUUGACGUCGAUAUUAUGUAUAAUUUCGUCCUAUAAUUUUAAUAAUGCAUGCCUGGUAAGGCAAACUAUAUCUCGUAUGUACAGUUGGAGGCAGAUAAGCAUAACCCCAGUUAGUAAGGGAGUCAGGUUUAUCUGCACCCGACUGUAUAUCUAUACUUUGUAACUGAAAAAACUGAAAGUGUGUAAAAAACUGAAAGUAUUUUUGAGUUUGAAACGCAAAAAAGUGUCAAAAGAUCCUUGUCGUUGUGUAAACGUAUCCUGUUAUUCUGUAUUACUUUGAGAUUGUGACGUUUUGUCGCCCGCUUCUAGUCUUUGUCGGGUCGGUUUACAUCUCGCACAAGAUUUGUUUACAUUUUAAUUCUUAUUUGUUUAAUGUUUGGCUAUUUUUGUUUCGUUUACUAGUAUUAAUAGAUGCCGCAGAUGUCAAAUUUUUGUGUAACAAGCGCCAAUGAGGGAUAACACGAACGAAUUCGCUGAUAGCAACUGGUGUAGUGUGAGGUAUGUUCAAGGCGUAUUUGAAAGGUUGUAUUGUGCGGUUUUUUUUUAAAUGUUCGGCCUACUGAAUGGGGCCACGCUAGACUGUGGCGCUAACUGACCCCUUAGUCAGUCAGUACAAAAAUACGUCAGAAUUCGUCAAUUCUGUUGUUGUAUAUUUGUAAGUAGAAAACCUGAAAAAUUUAUGAUUGGUAAAAGUCGAGUGAAAACGCGGAAUGGAACUAAAAUUAUUGUGAAUGUAUUGUAUAUUGUCGCUUGUUACAAACUAAAAUUCAAAGGUUGUCUACAAACGAGUGAGAUUAAGCGGCGGCGAUGUGAAUCGACCUUUUGUGUUAUUUAUAAAUAAAAUAUUUUAAGAGGUUUAGUUUUAGCCGACUGCGUACUGCUCUCGAAGUCAAACUUCCUUUUUUUGAAUCUGGAAUUGUGAAAUAAGUACUUAAUUUAGCUUUAUAUCGACGACAUUAUUUUAUAAAGUCCACGGCAUCACAGAUGUAUAUUUUUACACGAUACAAGUUUCCGUGUCAGAACUUUGGUACAAGCCACGCGAUCUGAAUUUUCACUAGUGAAAUGUAAGCGGUAAUAUUUGUUUGUAUGAACUGAUGCUGUAACAGCAAUAAAAAAUCAGACUUGUG